Myripristis murdjan (pinecone soldierfish) is the source of this 5185-nucleotide messenger RNA. RefSeq names its product elongation factor for RNA polymerase II 2 (gene ell2). The coding region runs from base 25 to 2181 and encodes 718 amino acids. Gene Ontology annotation, molecular function: cis-regulatory region sequence-specific DNA binding. Gene Ontology annotation, biological process: snRNA transcription by RNA polymerase II; positive regulation of transcription elongation by RNA polymerase II; transcription elongation by RNA polymerase II. NCBI's taxonomy places the organism in Eukaryota, Metazoa, Chordata, Actinopteri, Holocentriformes, Holocentridae. The record is from RefSeq and is a predicted model, not a curated record. The transcript is spliced from 12 exons. Gene Ontology annotation, cellular component: transcription elongation factor complex.
GCUGGCUAAGUUAAGACCAGUGCAAUGCAGACAGCCACCCCCCACACUGUGAGCCAGCAGCAGCAGCAGCAGUCCCUCCCCAGCAGGGUCGGUAGGGAGUCUGUGCUGCUAAAUGUUCAACGUCAGAGGGACGAUGGUGGAGGGCUGGUAAAGAUGGCGGCGCUCUCCGAGGAUGGGAGGUAUGGAUUGAAUUGUGGCCGACAGAGCGCAGACAGAGUCACCGUUUUGCACGUAAAAUUGACAGAGACAGCACUGAGAGCGAUAGAGAGCUACCAAAAUUGUAAGAAUGUACCUUCUUUGCGGCCAACGAUACAAUUCAAGGGACUCCAAGGUCGCAUUAAAAUUCCCAGGACCGAUUCUUCCGCAGACACCUUCCACAAUUUUGACUUUUACUUGUCUAACGUGGGCAAGGACAACCCUCAGGGAAGCUUUGAGUGUAUCCAGCAGUAUGCCACAAGCUCGGGAGCCUCACACCUGGCAUCACUGGGGACGGUACAGAACAAGGUCACAGUAUGCGCCACCAAUGACUCCUACCAGGUGACCCGGGAGCGCAUGACCCAGGCUGUGGAGGACACACGUGAACGUGGGACCAAAGUCAUCAAGCCUGGGGGCCAGUAUAGAGGAAAGCAAGUGCAGGUCCGGAAGCCAGCGCCAUCAGCCCCAGAGGUGGUCCCGGAGCGCAAGCGAUCCACACCCAUCAACCCAGCCAACACCAUCCGCAAGUGCCUUGCCAACAACCCUGUGUCCCAGCGGCCAUACCGGGACCGUGUCAUCCACCUGCUGGCACUUAGGUCUUACAAAAAGCUUGAGGUGCUGGCCAGGUUACAGCGGGAUGGGAUCAGCCAGAAGGACCGCAGCUCUCUUGGUACCACCCUGCAGCAGGUGGCAAAUCUGAAUCCCAAAGACAACUCCUACUCACUGAAGGACUUCAUUUACCGUGAGGUCCAGAGGGACUGGCCUGGCUACUCUGAAGAUGAGAAGGCCCAGGUUGACAGGAUCCUGGCACGCAAAUUGGGUCUUCCUACUGAGGCACUUUCAUCAAGCAGUUCUCUUAAAGAUAACGUCUCCACAUCCCCACAGAAGCGCCAAGCAGAGUUUGACUUCAUUGAUCCUCUGGCACCCAAGAAGGCCCGCAUCUCCCAUCUCAGCAGUCGAGGGUCAGCUGCAUCCUCAUCCUCAUCAUCCUCUGACCGCCGAGAAGAUGAGGGCAGCCACAGCUCUAAGUGCUCACUACUACCCUCCAGCGUCACCUCGGCCCCUCCCUCUCACCUCCCCAUUUCCUCCCACCCUCCUGCCCCCUCUCACCAGCAGCCCAGCCCAGCCUCCAACUCCAACUCGCCCAGCACCCCUGAGGGCCGUGGUACCCAGGACCUGCCCCUGGACCAGAGCUCCUCCUGCAGGGACCCUUCGCCCAGCCCCACCCGCAGCCCCCCCUCAUCCAAUCGAACCUCACAGGAUCGUUACCGGCCCCCUGCGCCAAUCCCCAGACCACGCACCUCCCCCAGCCCCCCUCCUCACACCUCCCUCACAGUUACCUCCACUGUCCUCAGCAGCCCUCCCUCGUCCAAUAAUAUUAGCAAAAAGUCCAAGAAGAAGUCCAAGAAGCACAAAGAGAAGGACCGGGAGAGGGAGAAGGAGAAACGGAGGGACAAAAGCAGCUGUAGCCCUCCUAGUGUAGCAGACCAGGCUGAGGAGAGUCAUAGACCCAGAAAGAGGCACAGUGCUGAGGAAAAGGAGAAAGAGGUUAUCACUAAGACUCCCCAAAAAGACCAAGACUCUUCAGACAAAGAGAAGCCAGUCCACUCCACAGACUUCUCUUCCACUGCUGAGAUGCCAGACUAUGUAGUGAAGUACACUCCGUUGGUAUCCAUGGACCAGCGGCAGAGCUACAAGGAUGACUUCAAUGCAGAGUACGAUGAGUACCGCCUCCUGCACGCCCGUGUGGAAACCAUCACACGCCGCUUUACCCAGCUGGAUGCCCGGUGUCGGAAAUUGACACGCGGCACUAAAGAGUACCAGAAGGUACAUGAAGAAGUCCUGAAAGAAUACAAGAAGAUAAAACAACAUAGUCCCAACUACCACGAGGAGAAACAGCGCUGCGAGUACCUGCACAACAAGUUGGCCCACAUCAAGAGGCUGAUAGCUGACUUUGACCAGCGCAAGGCCCAGGCCUGGUGCUAAGAGCACAGCACAGCCUGCCAGGCCUCCCCGUACAUCUUUAUGAAUCAGUAUUGAGAGCGGAGUGUCGAACCAGGAGGGGGUAUCCAACUGGCUCUUAUUUAUUUGUACCCCCUCUGUUACUGCCUCCACUGCAACCUUCCUUUUUCCUUCCUUCCCCUUUCCCUUUGCCCUUCUUCAUUCCUUCCUUCUUUCCUACCUUUUUGAUUCCACAGGCUCCGUUGUUGCCUGAAGUCUCGAAAUUCUUACUUUAACUUUAUCCCCCACCCCCUUUUUUCCUCAAUGGUUUUACCCAAAGCUCCUCUGGAAUUCCACACCACUGGACCAGUGGAAGGAGCUACCUGCAUGUGUGAAGGGGUUUGGGGAAAAACUUAACUCUUCUAAUCUGUUGAAGGACUUUAUCUCAAGACAAAAAAAGAACAAAAAAAUGAGGUAUUUUUGAGCAGCAGAGAAAAUAUUAACAUGUAUUUAAGUAAAAAGAAAAAAGAGGGAGAUCUAUUUAUUUUGGGACUCAUAGUACAAAGGAAGAGUCCGCAGAUGAUUUAUUGUUUAAAAAAGAAAAGUUUAACUUUUUGUCAAAAACAAUGCAAAAAAUUACCAUGGGCCUUAUGUGUUUGACUCUCUGAAGCCAUUUUGCACGCAAGAUCCAUAUGUCAUCUCAGUUGGCUAUGAUGGCUCUCCGGCCUCAUUUCCUCCCCUUUCUUUCUCACUACAAAACUGUACUGGAUAACUUUGCUCCAACACUUUGCUGUCUGCUGUGCUGAGUUAUAAUCCGAAAAGGAAGGAAAUGAGACCAGCAGAAAUUGUCACUUGAGCUGAUUGAGACACAAAAACAGUAUGUGUGCAUGGAUUGUAAUUUUAGUUGUAAUGGCCAUGUGGGUUGGUGAGGGUGGGGUAACUAAAGGAGUAUGUUCCCCUGUCAGUAGGGGGCAGUAUUCCCAGCACCACCAGUGUUUAAUGUUCAUGGUGCAUUAUGGGUGCCUUAAGGAGUUUACACUCGAAUGUCGAGUUGGGCAGACCCUUAGGGUCCCCGAGGCCACACGGAGGAACUACCGCUGCCUGACAACAGGCUGUUUGUUUGUGCGUGCGUGCGUGCGUGCGUGUGUGUGUGUGUGUCUGUGUGUCUGUGUCUGAAGGGUGGAGGAAGGAACGAAGUGUUAAGUCUGGGUGGUGUCCGAGUGUUACAAAGUGUAUGUGUGUGUGUGUGUGUGUGUGUGUGUGUAUUUGCAUGAUUGCGCGUUAAAAGGAGUGACAGGUGAAAAGACGAAAAAAAAAAAAAAACACAAACGUGGAAAAAAAAAAGUGAGAAAAUGAAAAAGAAAAAAAAGCUGCUAGUGUUUGUUUGACCAGCCAGAGCACUCAGGAUCAACCUGGCUGGAGUAACAGAACCUGUUCUUAAUUGAGGGGAGUAGGAGGGUCUUUUGGUUUUUUUCAGAGUGGCUCAUCUCUAAACUCUGGAAAGGACUGCACCCAUCUCUUCAGCUUUAUCCAAUGGCAAACAGUCUUUUUUUUCUGUUUUGACAAGAAGCAGAAUAUAUAUCAUUCACCAGAGGACAAAUCUGUAUUACCAUGAUAAAUGUAUUUAAUUCUAAGUUUGAGUUCUGCCUUGGUGGCAGAGCAGCCGAGGAAUUCAGAAUGACAUUGUUUUCCAACAUUAAUGCUGAUUUAGUUUGAUGGAUGGAUGAAUGGGUUCUAUGAAAAAAAACAAGAAUAUAUUUUUGAGUCUUUAUUUCAACAAGGGAAAAAUUAUGUUUACAAACCUGUGUUAGAAUGUUUGCCAAAAAUUAAAAUACUUUUCCGGUUUUGCAUUCAUGGGUUAAAAAAAAAUUGUGAUUGGUCUUAAUUCUUGGGAGACACCAGACACUGAUACUGGGAUAUGUGCUCCCGUCCCUCAAAAAUAAGUUCAGUACUGCUGCGUCAGAAACUGAGAAGAACUUCUUCCCUUUCUCCUUAGAAAGAUCAAAAAGUGAAGUGUGUUUAGGCUCCAUUGUUGCAGUGACCCUUUCUCAGCAAUUUGGUGUCAUACAUAUCCACAUAGACUUGGACAUGUUAAAGGUAAAUGUCCUGUAUCUGAUUUUAAAUGGGGCACCUUUUUUUUUUCUUAAGGAGAUGGAAUCAAGAUUAUCCAGCUGUUUUCAACCUUUCAUUUGGUUGUCAUUCUGUCAAAUAGCCAGUCUCUGCAGUGGACUGGUUGUUGUGGUGGGUUGUCAGAACCAAACAAGCAUGAAUACAGAUUCUCCUCAUCACAGAUUACUAAUUUCAGCCAGUGAGAAGCCCCUGCAUUAUCAGAAAAUGAAAAUCUCUCAAAGUUAAUUCUGGACAUGCUGCCAGCACUGGUGUCUCGGAGGUGUCACAACAUGAGAAUCAAACACGAGAAGAAAAUAUCCACAAGAGUUUAGGCUGCACUCCCCCAGUGUAAGUUUACACUUUCUCAACUGCGGAUAUAUAGGGUCACUGUUUUGGUUUAUUUUUCCUGCCCUCCAUUGCAACAGUCGUUUCCCAGAACUUGAGUCAUAAAGGGCUAGCACACCAGCCAAAUGCAUGCAGGAGGCCGGGGCUUUACACACAGAUCCCAAGGUUUUGUGCAUCACUCGCCUCCUCCUCCCAGCCUCCCACUUUUCAAAAACUGGGCACCAAUGUAGCGUUAGUGCUGCUAAGCCCUUCUUCCUACCAACCCCCUGGGGAAGCAUGAAGCACAUGCUAAUCGUUAAUCGCUCUCAUAUGGCAGCUCAAGGGAUGGCUGUCCCCGCCGCGACCCUGCAGGGCUUGCUAGCGCUGAUCUCAGCAGUGUUAGCAGAGACACUGGUUCAUAGCAGAUUUACUUAAAGGGGGUCUUAGCAACAUGGCAGGGCUGCAAGUGACUCAUCACAGUGGGAGGAGGCAGGAAAGGGUUUUGAGCAACUGAAGAGUCUUAAUGAGAAAAUUGCAAACAAAGGUUUAAAAAAAAAAAAUGCUUUGCAAAUGUUUUGAUAAGAGACCACUGAAAAUUAAGUGAAUUUUGAGUGAA